Messenger RNA from Neofelis nebulosa (Clouded leopard), 5585 nucleotides. It is a transcript of the gene FLRT1, whose product is annotated as fibronectin leucine rich transmembrane protein 1. The record is from RefSeq and is a predicted model, not a curated record. NCBI's taxonomy places the organism in Eukaryota, Metazoa, Chordata, Mammalia, Carnivora, Felidae. The transcript has a single exon. Gene Ontology annotation, molecular function: protein binding. The coding region runs from base 3 to 2027 and encodes 674 amino acids.
CCAUGGUGGUGGCACACCCCGCCGCCACCGCCGCCGCCACCCCUGCCGCCACCGUCACAGCCACCGUCGUGAUGGCCACGGCCACCAUGGACCUGCGGGACUGGCUCUUCCUCUGCUACGGGCUCAUCGCCUUCCUGACGGAGGUCAUCGACAGCACCACCUGCCCCUCGGUGUGCCGCUGCGACCACGGCUUCAUCUACUGCAACGACCGGGGGCUCACCUCCAUCCCCGCCGACAUCCCCGACGACGCCACCACCCUCUACCUGCAGAACAACCAGAUCAACAACGCCGGCAUCCCCCAGGACCUCAGGACCAAGGUCAACGUGCAGGUCAUCUACCUGUACGAGAACGACCUGGACGAGUUCCCCGUCAACCUGCCCCGCUCCCUGCGGGAGCUCCACCUGCAGGACAACAACGUGCGCGCCAUCGCCAGGGACUCGCUGGCCCGCAUCCCGCUGCUGGAGAAGCUGCACCUGGACGACAACUCCGUGUCCACCGUCAGCAUCGAAGAGGACGCCUUUGCCGACAGCAAGCGGCUCAAGCUGCUGUUCCUGAGCCGGAACCACCUGAGCAGCAUCCCCUCGGGGCUGCCCCGCACGCUGGAGGAGCUGCGGCUGGACGACAACCGCAUCUCCACCAUCCCGCUGCACGCCUUCAAGGGCCUCAACAGCCUGCGGCGCCUGGUGCUCGAUGGCAACCUGCUGGCCAACCAGCGCAUCGCCGACGACACCUUCAGCCGCCUGCAGAACCUCACCGAGCUCUCGCUGGUGCGCAACUCCCUGGCCGCGCCCCCGCUCAACCUGCCCAGCGCCCACCUGCAGAAGCUCUACCUGCAGGACAACGCCAUCAGCCACAUCCCCUACAACACGCUGGCCAAGAUGCGCGAACUGGAGCGCCUGGACCUGUCCAACAACAACCUCACCACGCUGCCCCGGGGCCUGUUCGACGACCUGGAGAGCCUGGCCCAGCUGCUGCUCCGGAACAACCCCUGGUUCUGCGGCUGCAACCUCAUGUGGCUGCGGGACUGGGUGAAGGCGCGGGCGGCCGUGGUCAACGUGCGCGGCCUCAUGUGCCAGGGCCCCGAGAAGGUCCGGGGCAUGGCCAUCAAGGACAUCACCAGCGAGAUGGACGAGUGCUUCGAGACGGGGGCGCAGGGCGGCGCGGCCAACGCCGCGGCCAAGACCACGGCCGGCAACCACGCCUCUGCCACCACCCCCCAGGGCUCGCUCUUCACCCUCAAGGCCAAGCGGCCAGGGCUGCGCCUCCCCGACUCCAGCCUCGACUACCCCGUGGCCACGGGCGAUGGCGCCAAGACCCUGGUCAUCCACGUGAAGCCCCUGACGGCGGACUCCAUCCGAAUCACGUGGAAGGCCACGCUCCCCGCCUCCUCUUUCCGGCUCAGCUGGCUGCGCCUGGGCCACAGCCCGGCCGUGGGCUCCAUCACGGAGACGCUGGUGCAGGGGGACAAGACAGAGUACCUGCUCACGGCUUUGGAGCCCAAGUCCACCUAUAUCAUCUGCAUGGUCACCAUGGAGACCGGCAACACCUACGUGGCUGACGAGACGCCCGUGUGCGCCAAGGCGGAGACGGCCGACAGCUACGGCCCCACCACCACGCUUAACCAGGAGCAGAACGCAGACCCCAUGGCGGGCCUGCCCCUGGCGGGCAUCAUCGGGGGGGCCGUGGCCCUCGUCUUCCUCUUCCUGGUCCUGGGGGCCAUCUGCUGGUACGUGCACCGGGCCGGAGAGCUGCUGACCCGAGAUCGGGCCUACAAUCGGGGCAGCCGGAAAAAGGAUGACUAUAUGGAGUCAGGGACCAAGAAGGACAACUCGAUCCUGGAAAUCCGAGGCCCCGGACUGCAGAUGUUGCCCAUCAACCCUUACCGCGCCAAAGAGGAGUACGUGGUCCACACCAUCUUCCCCUCCAACGGCAGCAGCCUCUGCAAAGGCACGCACACCAUCGGCUACGGCACCACGCGGGGCUACCGGGACGGUGGCAUCCCCGACAUAGACUACACCUACACAUGAUGCCAGCCACCCGGGCCGCCUCCGCCCCAGCUCCCGCCUCCUCCCGGCCUGGCGACGACGUGGCUGUGCCCCAGCCUGCUGCCAUCCCAUAGAGCAAGGAAGAGAAAUUCCACGACGACUUGCCCCGCAGAAAGCAAAGUUUGGGAAGGGUUGACGAUUUUAUAGAACGCGACAGUGAAAGGAAAAAAAAAAUUUUUUUUUUUUUUUCUGAAGAAUAGAAGGUAGGAGGGGGAUUUGACGUUGGUGAAGACAUAAUUUAUACCAAAUUAUGCCAGCUGGGGAGGGAAAGACUAAAAAUAAUAUGGCAGGCAGGGUUGGGCCAGGGUUUUUUUAUUUUUCUUUUUUUCUUUUUUCUUUUUUCCUGAACUGGAAAGAUACUACCUGUACAGCGUCUGUGUAUGCCUCACGCUCUGUUCAGGGCCGUCACGAAAGAGCCGUCAGAGAGAACAGCCAACACGCGAGGCCCCCACGCGGCUCCCGCUGCCGGCUGCUCGUUGGUGACAACGUGGUGGAAGGUUUUCAGGCUCCUCACAAAGGAGAGGGGUUAGAAGAGAUCCUUCGCUAUGGAGAUAUUGUCCGGAAACCCCUUCCCGGGUUCUUUCCGAACCGUCUGCCUUGCAGGUUUGCAAGAAAGAGCACGUCUUUCGCUGCAUUCUUUGAACGAUGGUGUGGUCAAUUAAAAAGCAAACUCUCUUUUUCCUAUGCCGCAACCCCCUUCAGUUCCGUGUACCAUACUCCGUGGAAGCCCCAUGGGAGCGGUGGGUUUCCCAGCCACUUGGAGGUGCACCUAUCUACCUGGCUAUCUCUAUGUCGUGUCUCUACAGAUGGGUAGAUAGAGCCACCUAUACGGUCCUUAACUACUUCUUGGGUCAGUUCAUACGAUUUUCCUGAGACAAUAGAGUCACGAAAAUGUUGUUUUCUCCUAGAAAUCAUUGAGUAAGUAGACAAAGUGUCUUGGGUGGGCGGGGGGGGGGGCAGACAAUGCUGUUCCUAAAGGCGGAGGUGUAUCUGUCCUGGUCGGGUGGCUCAGGAGACCCUAGGGAAGGGGUGGUCUCGGUGCGACCCUAUCUCAGGUUGGCCAGAGCUGGGCCGCACUCCUGAUACAGAGAAACGCUUUCUCUGACUGCCAGUGUCCUUGUCUCUCUCUCUCUCUCUCUCUCUGUCUCUCUCUCUCUCCCCGCCGCCCCCCCAACACACAGAUACAGUCACCUCAACAGCGACUUUCUGUGUUUCCUCUGUGCUGUGUGCUUCCUCCCGGGACAGGUAAUUGGUGCAGGGACUUUUUCUUUUUCUUUUUCUUUUUUUUAUCAGCUGAUUAGACCUAAUGGUUUCCAUGGCUGCUCACACAAAGCCCAGAAAAAGACAUGAAAAUUCUCAGAAGAGCCCUGGGAGACAGCAACCCCCCCUACCCCACCCCCGCCGAACGCAGAACACUCAGCCGCACCCACCCCUGGCACCCUGCUCCGGAGAGGGGAAGACCAGAGCUCCAGAAAGGCCAGCAACGGAAGGGUACGGAUCUGGGGCCCUCGGAAGAAUUCAGGUUUUAUUUCCUCCCUCUGGAACCUGUGUCGCCACCAUUUAUCAACUGGCAUUGCGAUUUGGUGAGCCGUGAGAUUAAAACAAUAAUGAAAUAAUGGCAGCAGAUCUGGAAAGAAGGGCGGGGCGGUGCCCGGCCUUCUGCCGCCUCCCGUGCCCCGGCACCCAGGGAGCUUGGGUCACCACCUGUCAACGACGGGCCGCUUGUGCUCUGCCGCGGAGGAGCGAUGUCAAAGGAGAGGCACUGGUCCGAGGGCAGGGAGGAUGAGAAGGUGUCCAGCUCCUGGCGGUGGCGUUUUCAAAAGGCCUCGACUGCUUUGACAAAAAGCCAAAGGCGGGGACAGGAAGCUGAACACAGGGCCGCCAGGACGGGCCCGGGGGCCGGCCACUCGCCGCUCGUGACAACAUGUGACUGGCCCCUUCAGUGAAGAGGCAGGGGUUGAAAGAAGUGGCCACAACAGCCGCCUGAGCGGGGUGGAGGAGAGCGGGUCUCGCCUGACGGGGAAUGCCAGCUCCCCAGCCCCAGGGAGAGGCGGAGGGCAUGGACAGCUCGCUCUAAACUAAGCCUCCCACCCCCCCCCCCACCCCCCCAGCCCGCCCUUCCCCACUUGAAUCAUUUUCUCAUACAAUGAGAUCAGGAGAGAGAUUUUUCCAAGCCUUAAUUUCAUGUCUCUGUGAAGGUCGCCCUCCCUUUGACCUGCAGCGCCCCCCGACUCAGGCCCUUUCCGGCAGCCUGGGGAGGAGCAGAGGGUAGGUGAGGAUGUGGGGCAUUGGCUCAGGAAGCAGGGACGGGGGGAGGGACCGAAGCCCGAGGUCCCUGCUGUUUCAGAAAUGAGGUCCCCUCCCUCAAGGCACCACCCAUGCCUUCUCCCGGUGUCCCAGUCCUCGGCCUCCCCACGGCCCCCCUCCAGGUCCCUAUUGCGGCCAUGCUUGGUCCCCCAAUCUUACUCCGGGUCCUCCUUUCUCCUUGUACCACACCAGGGAGAGGUCAAAUCAUCCAUCCUCUUAGAGGGCAGGGAGGCAUGUGGGGAACGGCAGGUGGCCCUGUAGAGCAAGGGCCGGAAAGGCCUGCGGAACUCCAAGGCCAGGCCUGGGCGGUAAACUUCCCUCCCCCACAGCACAAAGCAGGCCAGAGUCACCUGAGCCUGAGGACGCUCGGGUCUCCUGCUCCAGGAGGCUCAGGUGGGGGCUUCCCAUGGGCUCGCUGCAGGCGUCCCCCUGAGGAUAGUGGACACUCGCCGGCCAGGCCCUGGGGCCCACUCUCACGUAUGCCACCUCAGCAUCAGACAUCCUUCCAGAGUCCUUUCUGAGCGAAGCUCCCAAAAUUCUGCCUUCUCCCGGCCCCUCGAGCCAAGGAGGGGGCCUGAAGCCACAUCCACUCUGAACCCGUGUCCCCUCCUGGUCCAGCUCGUCUGAGUGUCCUCAUAACACAACGAGAGAUGCUGCAGGGGUGCCUGCCCCCCCCCCCCCCGCCCCAGCAGCGCGUGGGGAUGCAGGAAUCAGGGCAGAAUCUGUCUAGAAUCUCCCCUCUGUGGGCGGCCGCCCUGACCCCUGCAGCCUCGAACUAGCCAGAACAUCCUUGGCCUCAGCGUUGAUGAGUGUGUUUUGUGGCAUUUAUAGCAGGUUUUAAGUUUAAAAAAAAAAAAAAAAAGAGCCCACGACACUUCUCUGGUUAAGUGGUUUACCCUUCGUGGUAAUUAGACGUAGUGAUUAGAAUCUCUUUUCUAUUACAUGGCAAUUUUCUUUUAAAUUUCCCCUAAAAAGAAGAAGAAGAAGAAAAAGAAGAAGAAGAAGAAGAAGAAGAAGAAGAAGAAGAAGAAGAAGAAGAAGAAGAAGAAGAAGAAGAAAAGACAAAAAAGAAAAAGGGAAAGAAAAGGCAAGGAAGGAGGGAAGGCAGGGCCAGGCGAGUAAUUUGCAUUUUGCGAAUGAGGCCUCUUGUAAGCUCAGCUCAGGCGUGGGGCCCAACGUAUGGAAUGCUUACGAGAUUACUAAGAAUAAAAUCUAUUAAUUAGUCAUACUCAA